Sceloporus undulatus (fence lizard) is the source of this 3095-nucleotide messenger RNA. It is a transcript of the gene PAPSS1, whose product is annotated as 3'-phosphoadenosine 5'-phosphosulfate synthase 1. Gene Ontology annotation, biological process: sulfate assimilation; 3'-phosphoadenosine 5'-phosphosulfate biosynthetic process. The transcript has 12 exons. Lineage: Eukaryota; Metazoa; Chordata; Lepidosauria; Squamata; Phrynosomatidae. Gene Ontology annotation, molecular function: ATP binding; sulfate adenylyltransferase (ATP) activity; adenylylsulfate kinase activity. The record is from RefSeq and is a predicted model, not a curated record. Bases 629 to 2503 code for a protein of 624 amino acids.
CUCUUCCUCCUCCUCCUCGCUUUCCAAGGCGUCACCCAAUUCACAGCCUCCUCCUCCUCCUCCUCCUCCUGGAAGGCGAGGGGAGCCGGCAUCACCUAAGCACAGAAGGCACCUCUCUCCCCUUGACACACACACACACUCGCCUUCUCUCUAUCACACACAAACACUCUCACACCCUCACCUCUCUUACACGCUCAUAUUCCUCUCUGUCACACAUACACACACUUUAGCACACUCUCUCACACUGUUUCUGACACACACACACUCACACUUUCUCUUACACGGAUACUUUAUCACACUCACACACUUUCUGUGUCGCACACACACUCACUUUAUCACUCACACUUUCUGUCACAGAUACUUUUAUCACACUAUCACACUUUCUCUGUCACACACUUUAUCACACUUCUUCUCACACAGACACACACACAUCCCCUCUCUAUCACACUCAAACACUCUCUUACACUUUAUCACACUAACACACUUUCACACUCGCAUUGUCACACACUUUCCCUCUCUCACACACCUCCUCUCUCUCCUCCUCUCUUUCUUUCUGGCUGCUCCUCUGCUUACAUCCUUGCCUUGGGUGCUUUGCCCCUCUCUGUCUUCUCCUUCCUCUUCUCUCCCAAUGGAUUUGCCUGCCAGCCAAUGCAAAAAAGUCAAGCUGAGCAACAAAGUACAGAGUUGGGGGAUGCAAAGAGCUACCAAUGUCACCUAUCAAGCCCAUCAUGUCAGUCGAAAUAAGAGGGGUCAGGUAGUUGGGACCAGAAGUGGCUUUCGGGGCUGCACAGUCUGGCUGACAGGGUUGUCUGGAGCUGGGAAGACCACAGUUAGCAUGGCAUUGGAGGAAUACUUAGUAUGUCAUGGCAUUCCAUGUUAUACCUUGGAUGGUGACAACAUCAGACAAGGCCUAAAUAAGAAUCUGGGCUUCUCCCCUGAAGACAGGGAAGAGAAUGUUCGGAGGAUUGCUGAAGUUGCCAAGUUGUUUGCAGAUGCUGGCUUAGUUUGCAUCACUAGCUUUAUUUCUCCUUAUGCCCAGGACCGUAACAAUGCUAGACAAAUUCAUGAUGUGGCUAGUCUACCUUUCUUUGAAGUAUUUGUGGAUGCUCCAUUGUAUGUUUGUGAGCAGAGAGAUGUGAAAGGCCUCUAUAAAAAAGCCCGUGCUGGAGAAAUUAAAGGUUUUACUGGUAUUGACUCGGAGUAUGAGAAGCCUGAAGCUCCAGAGCUGGUACUCAAAACAGAUUCCUGUGAUGUCAAUGACUGCAUUCAGCAAGUUGUAGAACUUCUGCAAGAAAGGGAUAUUGUACCAGUGGAUGCUUCUUAUGAGGUUAAAGAGCUUUAUGUGCCUGAAAACAAACUUAAAUUGGCCAAAACAGAUGCAGAGACUUUACCAGCUUUGGAAAUAAAUAAGGUGGAUAUGCAGUGGGUGCAAGUUCUGGCAGAGGGCUGGGCAACACCUCUUAAUGGCUUUAUGAGAGAAAGAGAAUACUUGCAGUGCCUUCAUUUUGACUGUCUCUUGGAUGGGGGGAUUAUUAACCUAUCAGUGCCUAUAGUGCUGACAGCCACAAAGGAAGACAAAGAAAGACUAGAUGGUUGCACAGCUUUUGCUCUGGUGUAUGAAGGUCGCCGUGUGGCUAUUCUACGCAAUCCAGAGUUCUAUGAGCACCGCAAAGAAGAACGUUGUGCCAGACAAUGGGGAACAACAUGCAAGGAACACCCUUACAUAAAGAUGAUCAUGGAACAAGGUGAUUGGCUGGUGGGUGGUGAUCUGCAAGUUCUUGAUCGCAUUUACUGGAAUGAUGGCCUUGAUCAGUACCGAUUCACACCUGCUGAACUGAAACAGAAGUUCAAAGACAUGAACGCAGAUGCUGUCUUUGCAUUCCAGUUGCGCAACCCUGUGCACAAUGGACAUGCCCUGUUGAUGCAGGAUACGCACAAGCAGCUUCUGAGCCGUGGCUACAGGCGCCCAGUUCUUCUUUUGCACCCUCUAGGUGGUUGGACAAAAGAUGAUGAUGUUCCUCUGAUGUGGAGAAUGAAACAACAUGCAGCAGUGCUGGAGGAGGGAAUAUUGAAUCCAGAAACAACUGUGGUGGCCAUAUUUCCCUCUCCUAUGAUGUAUGCUGGACCAACAGAGGUUCAGUGGCACUGCAGGUCAAGGAUGGUUGCAGGCGCAAAUUUCUACAUUGUGGGCCGGGAUCCUGCCGGCAUGCCUCACCCCGAGACUGGAAAAGAUCUCUAUGAUCCAACCCAUGGUGCCAAAGUGCUGACUAUGGCGCCAGGCCUGAUAACACUAGAAAUUGUACCCUUCAGAGUGGCGGCUUAUAACAAGAAAAAGAAGUGCAUGGAUUACUAUGAUUCGGAACACCAUGAAGAUUUUGAAUUCAUUUCAGGAACUCGCAUGCGCAAAUUGGCGCGAGAAGGACAAAAUCCUCCUGAAGGCUUCAUGGCUCCUAAGGCAUGGACUGUGCUGACAGAGUAUUACAAAUCCUUGGAAAAAGCUUAGGCUGCUUAUUAAUUGCAGAUCAACCUUUGACGCUUGAUUUAUUAGCAAGAAGAGGGACCACACAGUCACCGUUUGGCACUGCUUUCUUGUAGUGUCUGUCGGGAAGUUUUUCCUUUAAAAAAAAUCCAGACCUUUUUCUCCUUAACUUAGCAUCAUUUUUCUGCUUCUCUUACUUAUGGGAUCUGUUACAUAUUGGCACCUAACAAAUGGCUGCUUUUAAUGUCUUCUCUUUUAUUAUGGUUAAUAUUCUUGUGGAAAGGUUGUUUUUUUUAAAAUCUUAUCCUUUUUUAAUAUUAUUUUUUAUGCCUCUGUGCCCUUCAGUUCUCAGUGCUGCUGCAUCUUUUUCUUUUCUUCCUUUUAUAUUAUUUAAUGUAGCUUGUGUUUUUGUUCUGUUUUUUGUUUUUCAUAGUUUGAAGGAUAGAUAUUGCAAUCUGAUAUAUGGGCUAAAAUAGGUGCUAAAUUUAAUCAAAAUCAAAUAACUUUUUAGAAUAAUCCACUUCUACUUUUCUGUCAAUAGUCUUUGAAGUUCUUGUAUGGAAUCUCUAAAAUAUGCUUCAGUGUACUGCAAAUUAAACUUACUUUAUUGAAUGUG